This is a messenger RNA of Aspergillus chevalieri, 930 nucleotides long. RefSeq lists its product as uncharacterized. Bases 1 to 930 code for a protein of 309 amino acids. NCBI's taxonomy places the organism in Eukaryota, Fungi, Ascomycota, Eurotiomycetes, Eurotiales, Aspergillaceae. The record is from RefSeq and is a predicted model, not a curated record. The transcript has 3 exons.
AUGCUGCAGCCGAUUUACGCCCUCCAGACGGGACCACCACACUCCACUCCCCCGGUGCCCGAGUGGGGACAUCUUCCGUUGGACAUUUACAUGCUGGAGCAAUGGCACGUACCCCAUCCGCAUUCUGCGUGGGAGACUGUCCAAGGGCGCUGUCGUCGCUUGGCACGCCAGUUUAUGCAACUCGGGGCGAUUCGCAGAGAACCCUACAUCCGACGCACUGAUCCCCAUUCUCCACUCUACUCCCCUGCACGCCCGACAGAGGAACAGAUCGAGCAUAUCCUCCGCCCCUACCGUCCAGAUGGCCUCCGCCGUUUUGCUCUAGCGGCGGGCAUCAAUCCUAUCUGGAUGCGCAUCUGCUACGAUGCCGACAGCCCAGACGCGCACGACGCAAUCUGGAGGGAAUUCAUGUGCGAAAAAUACCAAGCAGCAUGUCCCGGCUCGCUUAUCUUCAACGAUCCCACCACAUUUGGAACCGAUAACGUCGACUUGGCGCUGGAGGCUUUCCCCGAGCGAGUAAUUAACACCUCCAGGCCUGAGUACGCACACGUACGAGAAGCUGCGCUGCAGUGUUUACGCGGGGGAGACACCAGUCGCUGGACGAGACUCGAAGGCCAGUACGAAGACAUCCUUGAUCAGGAUGAAAUCGACGCAAUAGUUAUUCGGGAACGAUUUGUCUCAUACCAUAUUGCUUGUAUUGUGACGUAUAUCUUAGUCGAAGAUAUGGGCACUCUGAUGGGUGACGGAGUGUUGCUCGUUUUCCUGGAUGACAUGGGGAAUGUCGUGCGCCAGGAUCGCAUGAGUCCGGAGCAGGUUGACAAUUUUGAGAUCAAAUGGAGAACUGGACGGUGGAAGUAUUAUGCUGAGAGAUAUGCUCAGGAGGUCGGCCCGGCUUAUUUGAAUGGAGGCGUGCGUGGUCCGCCGUACUGGUAG